AAACUGGGCGACCUAUAUACUGACUUUUCCUGAUAAGGAGACGAAACCAUCGAGUUUCCCAGUUUUCAUAUUUGCAGUUGUCUAAAGGAAAGGACUUGUGGAGCACAAAAUGGCGACUGCUCAGUUCCUUGUAUUAUUGGUGAGCCUCCUGGUGGCGGGAAAUGAGUCUCUAGAGGUACCAAUGACUGGCGUCAAUGAUUGGGGAGGAAGGUUCGAGGGAAAAUUUGUCUUCACUGUUCCAGAGGAGGUAGCAGGAUGGGAGGCCAUUCUACACUUUGAUGAGCCGGUAACAGGAAUGACAGAAUGGAUGGGAGAUAUAAUUAAGACAGCCAAUGAUAACACAGAAUACAUACUGGUCAGUAAACCCCACACGGGGAUCCAGCACGUCGGUCAAACCUUGACAAUCACCGUGCAGGCUGCCUAUUCCGGAAGUGCCCCGCCAACCGGAAAGGGAACUCUUGUUAAUAUGGCGCAUGACGGUCAGACUGUACCCCCAGCUCCCACUGUUCCAGGCUCUAAAUACAACUAUGCUGAAGUUCUUGAAAAGUCUAUACUUUUUUACGAGGCUCAGAGGUCCGGCAAACUGCCUACCACCAACCGGAUACCAUGGAGAGGUGACUCGGCAUUGAGCGAUCACGGACUUAACGGGGAGGACCUCACGGGAGGCUGGUAUGACGCUGGCGACCAUGUAAAAUUCGGCCUUCCUAUGUCGGCCAGUGUUACAAUCUUAGCCUGGGGAUUUCUACAGUAUGCCGAUGCCUACGAAGCCGCCGGUCAGACAGAGUAUAUGUAUGACUGUAUCCGCUGGCCCCUCGAAUGGCUGGUCAAAGCUCAUACUGCCCCUAAUGAAUUAUACAUCCAGGUAGGAGAUGGGGGGCAGGAUCAUGGGUUCUGGGGCAGACCGGAAGACAUGAAAAUGGUCAGACCGGCAUUCAAGGUUGACGCCACUAAACCCGGAAGUGACGUUGCUGGCGAGUAUGCUGCUGCAAUGGCUGCCGGCUACCUUGUUUUUAAAGAUAAAGAUCCAACGUUCGCUGCUCAGCUACUGAGUAAUGCCGAAGAGAUUUACAAGUUUGCUGUGACGUACAAAGGUAUAUACAGUAACAGUGUCAAUGAGGCCGCCGCCUAUUACAGGUCAUCGGCUUAUGAAGACGAGCUUUGCUGGGGAGCAUUGUGGCUUUACAUGGCAACAAACAAGAGUUCGUACCUUACCGACGCUAAGACCUACUACCCGUCUGAGGCAGGGCCAGACUGGGGCCAGUCAUGGGACGACAAGGGCGCUGGCUGUCAGAUUCUAAUGUAUAACAUCACUGGAGAACAAAAAUACAAAGACAACAUUGAGGCGACGUUUACCGCUUGGUUGCCCGGCGGAUCUCUGCCUUACAGCCCCAAGGGUCUCGCCUUUCGCUCCCAGUGGGGUUCUCUCAGAUACGCUUCAAACAUGGCGUUCAUGGCUUUAUUAGCGGCCGACAACGGAAUCCGUACUAACGAAUACCGCGCAUGGGCAAAGUCUCAGAUCCACUACGCCCUCGGCGAUACCGGAAGGAGUUUUGUUGUUGGCUUUGGAGUCAACCCACCUACCCAACCACACCACAGAGGGAGCUCUUGUCCGAUGAUGCCAACACCUUGUUCAUGGGAAGCCCAACAACAUAAAGGACCAAACCCACACACCUUAUAUGGAGCCCUCGUUGGGGGUCCCGAUGGUAGCGACUCCUAUACCGAUAGCCGUGGCAACUACAUCAACAAUGAAGUCGCAUGCGAUUACAAUGCCGGCUUUCAGUCCGCCGUAGCAGGACUGAUGCAUCUUACUAUGGCUGAUGAACUACCGUAGUACCAAUCCUCACUAUUUUAUUAUCAGAAAAUAAAAAUCAUGUAAUGUUAA
This is a messenger RNA of Pecten maximus, 1882 nucleotides long. RefSeq names its product endoglucanase G-like. Bases 110 to 1831 code for a protein of 573 amino acids. The record is from RefSeq and is a predicted model, not a curated record. Gene Ontology annotation, biological process: carbohydrate metabolic process. The transcript is spliced from 12 exons. Gene Ontology annotation, molecular function: hydrolase activity, hydrolyzing O-glycosyl compounds; polysaccharide binding. Lineage: Eukaryota; Metazoa; Mollusca; Bivalvia; Pectinida; Pectinidae.